CUACCUGUAUGCGUUAUGAUUAUGAUAAGCAACAUAUUUGAUGUUCUAGGGCUUAAGGAUUGUGUGCAUCAUGUGGUGACAGCAGCUUGGAUAACUGUAGAAAUGGAAGGUACUAGCGUCCCUAUUGAGAUUGAUGGAGACGCGAUCUGUCUAGAGAAUGUUGGAGACGACGAGCAUGAAGCUCAAGAGAGCGGACAGGUGCAAAUCAUCUAUGCUACUGAAAAUGGCGCUCAAGUAGCUUUUGACAGCCAAGAACAGGGAACGGAGGAACAUUCUGUGAGAAGUGAAGAAGACCAGGAAAAUAAUUCUGUUAUACCAAGCCGGGAGGAGUUUACUGAAGAAUUGCGCACUAAAGUUGCGUAUAGUGAGGAACAAGCUUACAGGCUGUACUGUGAGUAUGGGCACCGUAUGGGUUUUAGUGUGCGAAAGGGAAAGCAGUACUACUUUACAGGGACCAAAGUUAUUCGAACGAAAGACUAUUACUGCUCAAAGGAAGGUUUAAAGGACGAUGAGCAGCUUACCGAGGCAAACUUUAAUAAGCCAGAGACCAGAACUAACUGCAAAGCGAUGGUCCGUUUUAGAGUUGAUUCCGAAGGUCAGUGGCGAGUUAUUCAGAUAAUUCCUGAGCAUAAUCACGAGUUGGUUCCGCCUGAAGAAAUACACUUACUGAGAUCAGUGAGGAUCCUUUCGAUUCCAAAACCCGGUACACUGAACGCAAUGGUGAAUGCUGAAAUCCAAUCGAUGCAUGACAGUUUGCAUGUGCAUGAUGAUGGUGCUGAAUGCCAUAGUCAGGUUAGCAUCCAAAGUUACGCACUGCUUGAACCAGAGGAUGCCGAAGCACUUGUAGGAUAUUUGAAGCGUAGAACAAUUGAGCAAGGUAUGUUCUAUUGGGAUGUGCAAGUAGACCAAGAAGGCCAAAUGACCAAUUUCUUUUGGAGAGACGGUAGAAGCCGUGUUGACUAUGACUGUUUUGGAGAUGUUGUGGUAUUUGACACAUCAUAUCGUACCAAUAAGUACAAUAUGAUAUGUGCCCCAUUUGUUGGUAUUAAUCACCACAUGCAAAAUGUUAUGUUUGGCUGUGCAUUUAUGUUAGAUGAGUCGUUGACAUCCUAUGAAUGGUUACUGAAAUCAUUCUUAGAGUCAAUGGGUGGUUGUCCGCCUAAAACAAUAUUUACUGAUCAGAAUGACACUAUAUCAAAGGCAAUUGAAGUCAUUCUCCCAGAGACACGCCAUUGUAUUUGUCAGUGGCAUAUCGAAAAGAACCUACAGGCCCAUUUGGAUACACCAAAUGCUUCUGGAACAUUUCAUAGCAUGUUCAUGAAAUGCAUGAAAGGUUGCGAGUCAGAAGCAGAGUUUGAGGAAACAUGGGCAAUGAUGCUUCAGGAGCAUAAUUUGCAGGAUGACCAGUGGCUCACUGAUCUAUUUGAGCAGAGGCAUAAAUGGUGCACAGCUCUUCACAAGGUUGCAUUUGAUUGUGGUAUUAGAUCACUGGAUAGGAAUUUUAGUUCACACAAUGUGCUGGGCAGCAUUGCUGAUGAAUCAACUUCACCCACUAAUUUUGCUCUUGAGUUUGAUAAACUGGUUGGGAGUUGGCGUACAAAUGAAUCUGUAGACGAUAUUCAGUGCAAGCAAAUUUCCCCAGAGUGUUCAGUUAAGCAGAAUAGUAUUUUGCAACACGCUGCUGAAGUUUACACACAUAAAGUCUACAAGUCUCUUGAAACAGAGUUUCUAGACGGAUGCACUGGAACUUCAUACCAGGAAAUGCAAUGCAGUGAAACACUGUAUAGAUUUGAGUUCAUUAUGCAAAGUAGUCCAAAAGUUUGGAUAGUUUUCCUUGACACCUCUACCAUGGAAUUGAGCUGUAGUUGCAAAAAAUUUGAGAUGAUGGGCAUACUUUGUUCGCAUGCACUGAAUGCACUUGGUCUCAAGAAUCUUGAUAAAAUUCCUGAAAGUUAUGUUUUAAAGCGAUGGACAAAAUAUGUGAGGAAAGGGACUUAUGUAUUUCCAAGUGACCAGUCUCCAGAACAAGAUUGCACAGAGGCUGUGCUUGCAUAUCGUAACCGGGCUAUGUGGUUUGUUUAUGAUCUGCUGAUGAAGAGCAAACGUCAUCAGGAUACAAGAAAACUUAUUCUUGACGUGCUUGAAAAUGGAGAAAAAUCAUUGGAAAGUGUAUGUGAACUGAAAAGGAUGCAUAUACAUCCCUCAGGAAAAGACAAAGAUGCAAGUAAAGCUGAGAAGAGGAAAAAAAAGUUAUCUAAGCAGGAUAAAAAUUCAAGAAAUGUUAAACAAGUGGUUUUGCCUCCGCCAGCCGAGUCAGUUUUUGUUGACCAACCAAAUCAAAAUCAGUAUUUUGCAACAGAAGAUAUUGCAACAAACUCAUCUAUUGGUAGACCUUUCUUCUACCAGGAAUAUCCUGCUACUGGUGUUUCAGCAAGUCAGAUUGAGGGGCAUGCAAAUAUCCAUUCCGUGCCUCAGUGUGCACCAGCACCACAGGAAUUUCCGGCAUAUGCCGCAGUCCAUCCCCCAUCUACAUUUGGCGGCGAAAGUAAUUUCUGAAGAAUGCAGUGGUACCAUUGAUGUGUGAAUAUCAAAAGUGCAUAUUUCAUUAACUGAUUGUUGUAUGGGCAUGGUGCGUUGGAUGAUCCUAAGCUGUAUGUAGGCCUCCUUUGUUUGACUUCGCUAAUUAAUGUACCAGAUGUAAUUUGUUUACUCAACUGUAUGGAGUGGAAGUAUUGUGCAGUGGAGAAUUAGGAGCUAAGAGCAUCUUAAAUAGCAGCCUUAUUUUUGGGCACGAGGAAAAAAAACGCCCUCCAACAGCUGCCCAACCGUUUUUUUUUUGCAAUUUCCUUUUGGGCAGCCCUAAAAUUAAACCCAUUAACAGUCGCUACAAGGGCGCAUGAACGACUAUGCCACGUGUUUGUUUACUGUGCCGAAGGGAAAAUUAAAAACGCGUCCAGCCUCCUCCUCCCCUUUUCUCUCUCUCUCUCGUUUUCCACCCCAGCUAGGGUUGCCGCCGCCGCCGCCCCAUCGCUCCUCGUCGACCUGGAAGCUUGAGGCGUCGCCGCCGCGGUCAGACGAGCCGCCGACGGACGCGGGGAGGAGGAGCUCGUCGGGGGCGUUCCCGCGCAAGCUGGGCGCCAGCCUGUGGGAGAUACGGGACGUCGUCAGGGCCGUGGGCGCUGGCCGCCGGAUCCGCAGGCGCGCGCGGAGGGGGCCGGCCGCACCCCCCUGCCGCGACAGCGACGACGACGACGUCGAUCGAUCGGGUGAGAAGUCCGCUACCGCCCUCUGUUUUUUCAUUGUCAACAUCGGUUGCGGUCUGUCCUUGCAGUCUUUCCCAAAGCUCCGUACAUACUCUACACUGGCAUCAUGUGUCAUUGUCGCUGAAUUUUCAGUGGAUCAAUAUGUUAGAAUUAGUUCCUAAUGUGCAGCCAGUGCGGAACAUAUCGUAUGCUGCUGCUCCUUGAGAUUUGGCUAUUUCGGCGCUAGAAAAUCCUACUGUUACAACUUCGUUCCUGCUAGCUAGGACACGUUCUAGCUUAACAGUCGCACUAGACUAAUCUUUUGGCGGGCUUGUGAGAAGUAGUUGCAUUUCAGAUCCUCCUUGUUUCCAUUGAAAACCGAUGAAAAAGGAGAUCUCCAUCAUAAUCCCCAUCACCGCCACACCCACUCUUCUGCCUUCCUCCUCCUUCCUGCUCUCUAUAUCAGCGGCGGCGUGAGGGAAGCGGCGUUGACGGAGACGCUCCGGCGGCGGCGGCGCUCGGGCGCGUGAUAACGGCGGCGGGAGCGGCUUCUCCGAGCCCCAAUCUGGGGGUUCAGUUUCAGGGCACCGAUGGUUUUCUUCGUCUACGAUGCCAGGGGCGAGCUGGCGUUCCACAUCGACAACUAUUCCCGCCGUCGAAUGCUCGACGAUGGGGCGAGGUGGUGGAAGCAUUGGUGAUGGGGGCUGACCGUGCGGGAUGGUGGAGCAGCGGGCGCUCGCCAGGGCGCUGUCAAGCAGGAGCACGGCCAUGGUGCCGCCUUUGCUCGUUGCUGAGGAUGGUACGUGCUUGAGCUGAAGCACGAUGCUGCCCCGACGUACUCCUCCCUCACUACCUUCUCAAUAGCAAGGUGAGCCUCCCACUCUCCAUCUUUUUCCUAGAUUUUCCAAUGACUAUUCAAAAAAUCAUCCAGGAGAGAGGUAGUAGCAACAGACCAAAGCAAAGGAAGAUCAAUUCCUUUUUGCUAUUGGCCUUUUAACUUUACUUCCUGACCGUGCAAGUUAGUAGAACACCUUGAUUAAAUGGCUCAACAGGGUUUUGGUUUAAUAUGUUGGAUUGCUUUACACAGGGUGCUCCACCUGGGUCUGUGUUUGUUGGCUCCAUAACUAUGGUAUAGUAAGCUCAUUCAACAAGAAAGAUGAACAGCAUGCUCCGGCAUCUUAUAGCAUUUUGUGUAUCAUUCCACCAUCAAAGGUCCGUAGCACUGGAAUAAAUUAUGAACUCCCUUUAAUUUAACUUAUCUUUAUUUGUUAUUAUUAUCCUUAUAAUACUAGACCAGAAGUUCAGGUGUAAAUUAUAUAGGGUCUCAAUAAGGUCAUAUCAACUCUAUGUUGUCUCACAUAUUCAGGGUACUUUUUUAUGAAUAUGUAAAUUGCAGGUUGAUGAUACUAAAGAAAGGGGGGGUUUCAGUUGAAACAAAGAAGUGUAUUUCUGAGAGGUUAGAUGACGAGGUUGGGAGAUUUCAGCAGUUAGUUAAAUGCUAUUUACUUGAAUUCAGAUUGUUUUUGAAAUUCCUAGCAACCUAUUUUGUUUCGUAUUCUCUCAACUCAUGUUGCUCAUUCUUGAUCAUUCAUGAUUUAGAGGAUAUGUUGGUAAUCUAAAUGCUAUAUCUAUGUACUUCUCUUAUAUGUGCAUUUGGCUUGCACUGCCUACUCACAAACACGAUAAUGCUUGAGCGUGCCAGGGAUAAUUAUCACCUGAAGUUACUUUGUCUAGAUUUCAGGUACACUCUGUCUAAUGCUGAAUACAGGCUCUCCCUUGAAAGAAUCCUAGAAUUUGUCUGAUCAUAAAACCGAGUGCAAGGAAAGAGAUAGCACUGAAUAAUAUAGUCACAGUGACCUCAGUUUUGGAGGAUCAGUUUCGACAUUAUCAGAAAAUGAGCAAAUCGACUAACGGUUCAGAAAAGAGGGAUGACAAAUUAUUACCAGAAAUAUGGGUGGAUUAGAUAGCUUAAACGCAAGCAAAAGAACAUAUUCUACAAUUGCAGUCUCGCUUGGAUUCUAUGGAAAGGGUAACAUUUAUCUCAUACCUAAUUUUCAAUUUAAGAUGAUUGUUAUUCCAACUGUUUCACUAUCUCUCUCCUACCUCAGGAUACUCCAUUUCAAAAUGUCUGUGUAUGGAGGAAAUCAGUAGUGUGGUUAUUGUGCUUACUCCGUUCUAUACCCUUGCCAAUUCGUUGGGAAUGGUUAAAUGGUUAUAUAAAUAAAUUUAUUGGGUACAGAUAGCAUGGUCAUUACAAACUAGCUGGAUGUCUGACGGUUCUUGAGAUUGUAAGUUAAUAGUUAUUUUAUUUAUAGGGUUGAGUCUUUUAGAGAUGAUAAUGUCCUCUUUUGACUAAAUUGAGCAAUGUAAUCUCAUAUAUACAGAAGGCCCGACUGUCAAUAAUUCUCAUUUGCAAAAAUAGAUGCUCUGGCAAUUUCAACUUC
Molecule: messenger RNA, 5686 nt
Organism: Triticum aestivum (bread wheat)
Lineage: Eukaryota; Viridiplantae; Streptophyta; Magnoliopsida; Poales; Poaceae
Product: protein FAR1-RELATED SEQUENCE 9
Exons: 5
Coding region: 16-2556 (846 amino acids)
Molecular function (GO): zinc ion binding
Source: RefSeq, a predicted model, not a curated record